Bacillus rossius redtenbacheri is the source of this 1123-nucleotide messenger RNA. RefSeq lists its product as uncharacterized. Bases 131 to 829 code for a protein of 232 amino acids. The transcript is spliced from 4 exons. Gene Ontology annotation, biological process: superoxide metabolic process. Lineage: Eukaryota; Metazoa; Arthropoda; Insecta; Phasmatodea; Bacillidae. The record is from RefSeq and is a predicted model, not a curated record. Gene Ontology annotation, molecular function: metal ion binding.
ACAGCAGCGUGGAAGAUAUUACUUGUAGCCAUCGUCUGCAAUUCCUGCACAUAUCGUGGUUAGAUAUGUUAAAUAUGCAGGAUCUAAACACGUUUAUUUCAAUGUCUGUGUUCUGCCAGUAGAUAAAGAAAUGAAGAAAUUUUGUUGUCACGUUCGGUGGUUGUUAUUUAUGUUAGGAGUCCAGAGGGCGUGCGCGCUCCGCCUGACGGCGCACCUGUCCCAGAGCGGACUGCACGGCACGGUGAGCUUCGGGCACGAGCCCGGCGGGCCGGUGGUGGUGAAGAUGUCCCUGCAGUCGGUGCACGAGGCGUCGGAGUGGUCCUGGAGCGUGAGGCGGCUGCCCGUGGACUACCUCUCGCUGGCGGGCCGCUGUGACCACGACAAGCUCGGCGAUGUCGUGUACGCGCUGGACGAGAAGCUCGGACCGCUGAGCCUCCCGGCCAAUGGCUCGUCGCAGCUGGAGGUGCCGAGGGCGGAUAUGCCCCUGACGGGGGAGGAGGGGCUCUGGGGCAAGUCCCUGGUGCUGCAGGCGGCGGGGGAAAGCACGGGCGUCGCCUGCGGCACCAUCACGGUGUCCGGUAACGCGGACGAGAAGUUCGCGGAGGCGAGGUUCUCGUCGCCGGUGGCGGGCUCGGUGUUCCUCGGCUGGCUCGGUGACCAGAGCUCCGACGACACGGACGCUCUCCUCCACGUCGACCUGUACCACGUGACAAACACAACCGCCACCACGCGCCACCCCUGGAAGAUAUACACCACCGACAUACUCGACUCGGAGGCCGGUAAGUGCCUGGCGGGGCUUCCCUCGUUGGUGGGAUCUCAUCCGAACUAAUUGGGGCAUAGGCGUACCCAGGAUGGGGUGUUUUGGGGGUUCAACCUCCCCCUCCCACCCCCGAAAAGUCUUGGCGACCCUUCCCGUCUCAACGGCAACUCCGGAGAGAACAUUUUCUUGCUUAAGAAGAUUAAAAUCCUAUCUGCGGAACACCAUAUCUCAGGACAGACUGAAUGGAUUGGCCUUACUGAAUGUCCACUAAAACAUCCACAUCGACCCGGAGAAUGGGGUUACUGAAUUUUCCAAAAAAAAAAAAAAUUGAAUAAUUCUUCUGCAAAUAGUUUGUAAGCUUAA